AUGUUGAAAAAGGAAAAAGGAUUCCGAAAAACAGAGAGGGAAGUUUACACAAUGAUUGAGAAAAUGUCAUUAUCAAGCUUAAAUGGUAUUUCAGAUUGUGGGUCCCCAUCAAAGAUACAAAAUGGAAAAAUAACGCUUGCUAAGAAAUCCACGUCGGGUGUUGGAGCAACAGCAAGUGUUAAAUGUAAAUCUGGAUAUAAAGCUAGUGAUCCAACUAUAACAUGUACUUCGUCAGGAGAAUGGCCAUCUGCAACAUGUGAUUUAAUAGACUGUGGUUCCCCAUUAAAGAUUAAAAACGGAAAAGUGACCCUGGAUGACGAAUCGUCUUCGGGCGUUGGAGCAACAGCAAGUGUCAAAUGUAAAACUGGAUAUGAAGCCGUUGAUUCGACGAUAAAAUGUUUAUCUUCAGGAGAAUGGAAAACAGCAGCAUGUGUCUUAAUAGAAUUUGCAUGUCCCGAUCGAGAGUUACUGAAAAGUUUCAGUGCUGUAAGAAAAUGA
Ruditapes philippinarum (Manila clam) is the source of this 498-nucleotide messenger RNA. RefSeq names its product E-selectin-like. The coding region runs from base 1 to 498 and encodes 165 amino acids. The transcript has 3 exons. NCBI's taxonomy places the organism in Eukaryota, Metazoa, Mollusca, Bivalvia, Venerida, Veneridae. The record is from RefSeq and is a predicted model, not a curated record.